CCACUUCACCUCCGCCCGUUCUCCGCCCGCUCCCCGCGUCUCCUGCGGCUCCUGCGGCUCCGAGCAGCACUACUCCCGGACUAACGACUAACGGCUCUCCUCCGCCAGGCCUUGACUCCCCGCCGCCGCCCGGACGCUGUGACCGAAGAUGGGGCUGACGAUCUCGUCUCUGUUCUCUCGGCUGUUCGGGAAGAAGCAGAUGCGGAUCCUGAUGGUCGGUUUGGACGCAGCUGGAAAAACUACGAUCCUGUACAAGCUGAAGCUCGGAGAGAUCGUUACGACCAUCCCGACCAUCGGUUUUAACGUGGAGACAGUCGAGUACAAGAACAUCUGCUUCACAGUUUGGGACGUUGGUGGUCAGGACAAGAUCCGACCUCUGUGGAGACACUACUUCCAGAACACACAGGGUCUGAUCUUUGUGGUGGACAGCAAUGACAGAGAGAGAGUCGCUGAGUCGGCAGAGGAGCUCGCCAAGAUGAUCCACGAGGACGAGCUGAAGGAGGCAGUCAUCCUGGUGUUUGCUAACAAACAGGAUCUUCCCAACGCGAUGGGGGUCAGUGAACUCACCGACAAACUGGGCCUGCACAACCUGCGCAGCAGAACUUGGCAUGUUCAGGCUACCUGUGCCACUCAGGGUACUGGUCUGUACGAGGGUCUUGAUUGGCUGUCCAGCGAGCUGUCGAAACGCUAGACCACCUGACAGGAAGCAGGUGACUGAUGUCAUCGACUGAAUCACCGUGUACAAAGUGAAGAAGAGGAAGAAGAGUGUUUGAAAGACUGUUUUUGUUUUUUUUAAAUUAUAAACCUGUCUGUCUGUAGGAGGAAGUGAUGUCAUGGACUCUGAGCUCACUUUGAUUUCCCAUCAUCCUCUUGUGUGUGUUAGAUCUUUGUUUCUUUUAAUCUGCAUGUUUUAACUCCGAUCAUGUGACAGGAUGUUAUGAAGAGGAGGGGCGGGGCUUAAGACAGGCGACUGAGUACCUGUGGGCAGGGGGCGGGGCUGAAGACAGGCGACUGAGUACCUGUGGGCAGGGGGCGGGGUUACCUGGUCACUUGAUGACUCAUUCCACAGCGCUGAACGGGACGCCUCGUCAUUCCUCAAAAAUGUGAAGAAGAGACGAUGAUGCAAUAAAGGAUUUGUUUUUCUUCUCAGCUGCUUUAUGUUUUCUCAACGUUCUUUAAGUGUUUUUUAAACGCUUGACAGGAAGUCGUUUUUUCAUUUGGUCAUCAGAAAAUUAAUAAACGUUUGUUAGCUCGUCCAGCAAA
Messenger RNA from Larimichthys crocea (large yellow croaker), 1263 nucleotides. RefSeq names its product ADP-ribosylation factor 4. Gene Ontology annotation, molecular function: GTP binding; GTPase activity. The record is from RefSeq and is a predicted model, not a curated record. NCBI's taxonomy places the organism in Eukaryota, Metazoa, Chordata, Actinopteri, Sciaenidae. Bases 149 to 691 code for a protein of 180 amino acids. The transcript has 6 exons.